AUGCUUCCAAAUGCAGGGGAGACAGGCUAUAGAGGAAAAUACGGAAGUACAAGAGGUUACGGAGAAGACAGGUAUAGUGGGAAGCUAUUUGGAAAAGGGUCAAACUUCCGGCCCAAUGGUGGAUCUGGAAGCGGGGAGAAUGGAGAUCACUCUGAUGAGUACGGGAGUGGUGGGUCAGAGAGUAGCGAGGAGUCCGGGAGUGGAAAGGGUAAAAGGAGAAGAAAUGUAGAGCGUUCUGAUGAGUACGGAAGUGGUGAUUCUGAAAGUAGCGAGGAGUCCGGAAGUGGGAAGGUUAAAACGAGGAAAAAUGGAGAGGGAUCUGAUGAGAACGGAAGUGAUGGGUCUGCAAGUAGCGAGGAGCCCAGAAUUAGUGGGAAGGGUAAAAGGAGGAAAAAUGGAAAAGGCUCUGGUAAGUACGGAAGCGGUGGUUCUAACAGUGUCAAGGAAUCCGGAAGUGGGAAGGGUAAAAGGAGAAACCAAUAUGAUUACGGAUUAAGUUAUUACUUCAACGACUUUGGUGUACCGGUAUAUGGGGACUACGGAGAGGGCGGCAAUAGCGAUAAAUAUGGCUUAGAGAACAGUUACGGAAAUAUAUACGGUGACAUUUACAAUAAUGCAAACGACUAUGGCGAGGAUGAAUGGGCUAAUUAUGGAUACGGUUAUAAUGAAAAGAGAUACGGAGAGACUCGCAAAACCUUGAAUGAUGCCAACCUCUUGAUCUAUUCUUAA
This is a messenger RNA of Ostrea edulis (European flat oyster), 729 nucleotides long. RefSeq lists its product as uncharacterized. The coding region runs from base 1 to 729 and encodes 242 amino acids. The record is from RefSeq and is a predicted model, not a curated record. The transcript has a single exon. Lineage: Eukaryota; Metazoa; Mollusca; Bivalvia; Ostreida; Ostreidae.